Chara braunii is the source of this 3726-nucleotide messenger RNA. The record is from the annotation of a GenBank genome assembly. NCBI's taxonomy places the organism in Eukaryota, Viridiplantae, Streptophyta, Charophyceae, Charales, Characeae.
GUCUGUUGCAGAUAUAUAGGCAAUGGCCAUGUAAGUGGGAUGUCGGCGUGGCACAGAACGGCAGCGGCCCGCGCCUCCUAGUAGCGAGAGGAAAGUGUCUGCCUGCCUGUUCCGUGCAAAUACUACUGGACGGAAGUGGCAGGGUGUGGGGUAGUCGCGGCUUCAAUUUUCGUCCGUCAGUGAAGAAAGGCGCGACGGACUUUUUGGUGGUCUGCGUUAUCUAAGGAGGAGCGCUGCCGCUGGGCAGUGCUUUCAUCUGGCUGGCUCUAACGUCGACGGGGACGUGGUGUUCGUGCGCAAUUGACGUCACUAACGCCGUCCACGCCGUCGUGCUUCGUCACCGAACGUGUUCUGAGUUCAGCUAUGGCGAUGGCUACGAAGGGUGCGGCUGCGGCCGUUGUCGGUUCUGUUGCGACGGCCAGCUGUCGAAUGCAGCUUGGUGGUUGGUCUUCGAACGGCAUGGGCUCUCGCCCCAGCGCCACGCUGUGUGUGCCCUCGCGGCUGCGGACAGAGGUUCUCUUGAGGGGACUAAUGGCAACGGAUGUGGCUGCGCACGACUUCAGAAGCAAGGCGGGAAGGCGCAUUCACAGGUGCGGGUCCAUCAACUUAGUCCGUGCGGAAGCUGUUUCCGCGUCGACGGUGGUGCCCGCCGGCGCUGGUGCGCAGCAUGCGGCGGCUUUGAGGAAGUCGCGCGGUGCGCCCGUGGAUCUUGGGAAGACUCAUUCCAUGUCUCUUGAGCAGCUCGAGAUUGUGAAGUCCAUGGACUCGUGGGCUGGUGAAACCUUGCUGCCAUUGUUGAAGCCGAUAGAGAGGAGCUGGCAGCCAUCGGAUUAUCUGCCCGAUUCCAGUUCUGAGAGCUUUUACGAGGAUGUGAGGGAGCUGAGGAAAAGAGCUUUGGAGAUUCCCGAUGACUAUUUCGUUGUGUUGGUGGGCGAUAUGAUCACCGAAGAGGCUCUGCCUACUUACCAGACUAUGCUCAAUACUCUUGACGGGACAAGGGACGAGACGGGUGCUAGCCCGACUCCCUGGGGGAAAUGGACCCGAACAUGGACCGCGGAAGAGAACCGGCAUGGGGACGCCCUUAAUCGCUACCUCUAUCUGUCUGGGAGAGUCAAUAUGAGGGCCGUCGAGAAGACGAUCCAGUACCUCAUUGGCUCUGGGAUGGACCCGAAGACGGAGAACAACCCUUACCUGGGUUUCGUGUACACGUCGUUCCAGGAGCGUGCGACAUUCAUAUCACAUGGCAACACUGCGCGCCAUGCCAAGGAGUACGGGGACAUGAAGCUAGCUAAUCUGUGUGGGACAAUUGCCGCCGACGAACGCCGUCACGAGAUUGCGUAUACGCUAAUUGUGGAGAAGUUGUUUGAGCUGGACCCGAACGGUACCAUGCUUGCCUUCUACGACAUGAUGAAGAAAGGAAUCACUAUGCCCGCCCAUCUUAUGUACGAUGGUGAAAGCCAGACGCUAUUCGACGAUUUCUCCGCCGUAGCUCAGCGUCUGGGCGUUUACACUGCUGCGGAUUAUGCCAGCAUUCUGCAGCACUUGGUUAAGCGUUGGAAGGUGGAGAACAUCCCUGGUCUUUCUGGUGAGGCGGCCAAGGCUCAGGACUUCGUGUGCAAACUUCCUUCUCGCAUCGUUAGGCUGGCAGAACGAGCGGAGUCCAAGCGUGCCAAGGAUGAACUCAAAACUGCCCGCUUUAGCUGGGUGCACAACCGAGAGGUGUUACUGAAUUAGACAGCCAUCGAUUCGGUGGGCUAGCUGUUCAACAACAUACCAUAGGGACCAAUGGUGUGCUCCUACUGGGGGGCGAGUGGCAGUUGGUAAGUGUGAGGUCGGAGCGUUUGAAGUAGCCGUUGACAAUGUACGUUCUUUAGCUUGGUGCAGAACUAAGCAGGGUUGCUGAGCUAGUUUGCCGACGGCUGCGUAAAGAAGUCAGAAGGCCUCCUUAUUUAGCUUGGUCCAAAACGACGAAGUGUGGCUGAGCUAGUUGGCCGGUGAUCAACUGAGAAGCUUUGCAGAGCUACUGAGCCGGUGGUCGUGCACUUUAUGUCAGGAUCCACUGGGGGGGGGGGGGGGGGGGAGGGAGACUGGUAGUGUGAGUCCAGUUUAAGUAAUAACCAUUGGUGUUCGUAGUUCCAACAUUUGACCGUAUGCUGGACAGUCUUGUGAUGCCAUGUCGUAUGUCAUGUGUCACUCCACUGUUUAUGCUUGUUGGAAGGGGGAGACGUCGUCUGGUGGUUUUCACUCGUGUCGAUGUAAGUUGUAUAAUUCGUCGUGUCAGGUGUUAUGCCGGAAGAGGCAGUGAGGGGAAAUUCUUCCUCUGAAUGCUCGGAGUGAUAAAAUCACUUGUCUAAAUGCUCGGGUGUCAUGCCGUAUGUCAUGCAUCCCUAGUUGUGUGUGCUGUCGUGUAGAGGACAUAGUGAGGGGGAAGACCGAGACACCUUUGGAGCUCGAUGGUGGGUAAGAUAGAGACUGAUAGAGACCGGAACUUGGGGGUGUCACCUCAUUUGGAAGUGGUUCUGCAAAGUGGCAGCGUAAGUAUGAUGGUGUUUAUGUUCUUCAGCGGGAAGGUAGACAGGUCCCUGUAUGUAGUCUUUGCUUGGUUGACAUGUCCGUGUAUGUAGUCUUUGCUUGUAAUUUAAGGACUUGGAGUGGGAGGAUGUACAGUCGGUAGUAGGUUGUGUGUGUGCUGGUUGAGUCUUUAGGCUGUGAGUAUGUCUGACCUUUCUGCCUUGCUUCUCACAUGUGCGGCCUUGGGUUUUAGUUGAGGGUAUAUCAAAUUGGUCUAAUUGACGGUAGUUACUCCUUUUGAGUUCUGUCUGAUCUGCAGUUGAGAGAACGGGUUUCCGGAAGUACACCCCAUCGUCAGCCAUCGCUUGUACAUUGUGUCAUUACGUCGCUUUCGGUAAGCAAGUGUUUGGGUGGGUGCACGGUUGCAAUUGGAACAGUAGAUGGAGUGGUGCAACUGUAGGGUUUCCUACAGGUGGGGUGCCAUGCUCAAUUGCAGGUUUCUGCAAGCACUUUUGGAGUAUGUUUUUUUGUCGGUAGUGUCUAGGCUCUUUGAAAUUCAGUCCCCCCCCCACCACCACCACCUUUCUCGCAUUUUAUGUUGCAAGUAGGGCAACACAUGUUGGUCGUUAGUGACGUAUGCUAGCUGCCUCCCGGCAUAGGUGAUGAUAGAAGUAAGUGGACUUCCUGGAGCGUUAAUAGAUUGGGAUGGGCAGAGGUCUAUAUAUUUGCAGGAAGCUUUUUGAGAAGGGUAGCCUCCGAGGACUACCGGCUGUCUCUGGAAGAAGCUUUGAGAAGGGAGGGUAGCCAGAUGGGAGUGCUAGUUGUCUCUGGAAGAGCUUUUAUGAAAGGGUGCACUAGUUGCAGCAAAGCUUUGAGAAGCAAAAGGGUAGCCUGCUUGUGAAGGAUGGGUAGCUGGCUGGAUGGAGAUUACUGGUUGUCUCUGGAAGAGCUUUCAUGAAGAGACUCAGAUGAGUGUAAUUGAUUGAUCGAUUCUUUAUUAGAGCUCCCCCAGAAGAGGCUUAAAUGAGUGCAAUGGAUGGGAGUCGUUAGACCCUUAUGAGAAAAAUGAGUGUUACAAGACGUGAGAAAAAUGAGUGUUACAAGACGUCCGCCAAGAGGGUGUCGUCUGGUUUUGAUCAGUGGAAUCUGUUUUGUGUCGUGUAUUGUGUGAAGGGACUGUUUGUGGUGAAAAUUUUGGUGAGCUAAACAAUGAUG